Messenger RNA from Galeopterus variegatus (Sunda flying lemur), 461 nucleotides. It is a transcript of the gene SPA17, whose product is annotated as sperm autoantigenic protein 17. Gene Ontology annotation, cellular component: membrane; cytoplasm; sperm fibrous sheath. Gene Ontology annotation, biological process: binding of sperm to zona pellucida. NCBI's taxonomy places the organism in Eukaryota, Metazoa, Chordata, Mammalia, Dermoptera, Cynocephalidae. The annotation marks the transcript as partial. The record is from RefSeq and is a predicted model, not a curated record. Gene Ontology annotation, molecular function: calmodulin binding. The transcript has 4 exons.
UCUCCCCUUCACGGCCGCCGUAGUUUUUUGGUUUUUGUUUUUUUAACGGUCACCCAGCAACGAGAAAAAACAACCGGAACCAUCGCCACCAGCUCGGAGAGAACGAAGAGGUACCAUAGGCAGUUCUUCCCAAAGAGAUGUCGAUUCCAUUCUCCAACACCCACUACCGAAUUCCACAAGGAUUUGGGAAUCUUCUUGAAGGGCUGACACGCGAGAUUCUGAGGGAGCAACCGGACAAUAUACCAGCUUUUGCAGCAGCAUAUUUUGAGAACCUUCUAGAGAAAAGAGAGAGAACCAACUUUGAUCCAGCAGAAUGGGGGACUAAGGUAGACGACCGCUUUUAUAACAACCAUGCAUUCAAGGAGCAAGAACCACCCGAGAAAUGUGAACAAGAAAAGUCUCACACAUCUGUGAAAGAGGAAGGGACACUAGUCACAGGCUUAGUAUGUUAUAUUUUUCAU